AUGUUUGCCCUGGAGGGAAGUGGAGGGACUGGGAAAACCCACCCUAUAAACCUGAUUCUUGCGGUUGUCCGUUCCUUUAAGAAGAUCACCCUUGCUACAGCUCUGUCAGGCAAUGCAGCAACUCUGCUCUCAAAUGGCAGAACAUUACACAGCAGAUGCAAAAUACCUCUGUGUGUGAACGAACAGUCCAUGUGCAGUGUGAGUCCCCGAGAUGCCAGUGGCACUUUAUUACGCCAAACAGAGCUGCUCAUCAUUGAUGAAGUAUCGAUGGGCCACAAACACAUCUUUGAAGCCACAGACCGAACACAUCAAGACAUAUGGGGGAAUAACUCUCUGUUCGGUUUGCUAACUGUGCUGAUGUCGGGUGACUGGCGCCAAAUACUACCAGUAGUUCGCCAUGGCUCAAGAUCACAGAUAGUCAAUGCAACGCUGAAAUCAUCAUAUCUGUGGGAGUUUGUUAAUGUUCUCAGACUGACAAGAAACAUGGGGGUUUUGCUUACAGGUGAGACUGCUGAUUUCUCCUACUAUCUACUGGACAUUGGUAAUGGAAAACACAACGUAUGCAAGCAAAGCGUGGAGUUUGCGAUAAAACUGCCAGAUGACAUCACAGUAAAGAGCGAACGAGAGUUGAUAAAUUGUGUCUUCGGUAACUUGCAGUCUAAUACAAAUCCUGACUGGUUGGCUUCCCGCUGCAUCAUCAGUCCCACCAACACAGAAGUAGACAGAAUCAACAACCUGAUCAUGCAGUCCUUUCUCGGAGAAAAAAAGUCUACAAGAGCAGUGAUUUGGUGGAAGAAAAUGAACACCAAUACCCCAUCGAAUUUAUCAAUUCUCUAUGUCCGUCAGGGCUUCGAUCUCCGGUUUCUGACGGUGAUAGAAACUGGCAGACGAAACUGGUUUAACUGA
Molecule: messenger RNA, 906 nt
Organism: Aplysia californica (California sea hare)
Lineage: Eukaryota; Metazoa; Mollusca; Gastropoda; Aplysiida; Aplysiidae
Exons: 2
Coding region: 1-906 (301 amino acids)
Biological process (GO): telomere maintenance; DNA repair
Molecular function (GO): DNA helicase activity
Source: RefSeq, a predicted model, not a curated record